AUGUCUUCCUCCUCAGGAGUUAACGUGCUGAGAUACACGGCCCUUGGCCUGGGUGUGUUCUACGGCUUCACACAUCAGCGAACGAUCACAGCAAGCCAGAAGGCUGCCGCUGCCACGAAGGAGUACGAGCGCAAGCAGAAGUUGAUCGAUCAAGCAAAGGCCGAGUUCGCGAAGAAGAGCCAGCCCGUCACGGCGGCGGCUGCUGAUGCCGGUGCCAACGUCGACCCGAUGGACCCCAAGUUCGACCUUGAGGCCUACUUCAACAACCUGGUGAAGCAGAACCCGUAG
This is a messenger RNA of Colletotrichum costaricense, 288 nucleotides long. Its product is annotated as ATP synthase subunit E. The transcript is spliced from 3 exons. Gene Ontology annotation, molecular function: proton transmembrane transporter activity. Gene Ontology annotation, biological process: proton motive force-driven ATP synthesis. The record is from RefSeq and is a predicted model, not a curated record. NCBI's taxonomy places the organism in Eukaryota, Fungi, Ascomycota, Sordariomycetes, Glomerellales, Glomerellaceae. The coding region runs from base 1 to 288 and encodes 95 amino acids.